Phoenix dactylifera (date palm) is the source of this 537-nucleotide messenger RNA. NCBI's taxonomy places the organism in Eukaryota, Viridiplantae, Streptophyta, Magnoliopsida, Arecales, Arecaceae. The record is from RefSeq and is a predicted model, not a curated record.
AUGAGAAAGAGCAAAGGAAAAGCAACAGCUAUGGCCAAGAAAAAAGGGAAACCAAGAGGUAAUGGAAAAGCAGCUUUAAUACUGGAUGCUACUCAAGUUCCUCCUCAACCUCCUAGGUUGCCUGAGCGUGUCGAGGAAUGUCAUGAUGAUGAUGAUUACAUUCCUGAUGGGGACAUGAUUGAAGAGGUGGAUACAAAUGAAGAAAUAAAUGAUGAAGAAAUGAAUGGUGCAGUGCAAAAUCAUGAGGAUACAAUGAAUGAGGAUCAGAUGAAUGAUGAACUUGGGAUUGAUCCAAGACAGAGCAAUGGCCGAGAACCAACCCUUAAAGCCCCUGUUGAUGCAAAUGGAAAAGUGAUUGUUAGGUGCACAAGAGGAAUGUUUCCUGAUUAUGAGGUCAGUCACAAAGCUGUUGCUAUCAUGCGCCAAUUUUUCAAUGGUCCGUGGUUGUCAUAGAGGGAGGUCCCUACACAUGCUAAAGUUGGAAUGUGGAACAAAUUUGAGGAGAUACACACAAUUCUUCCAGGACAAUUGCAUCAU